AUGAAUGAAAGAAAUACAUCUACUAGAAGUUGUACAUUAAACCGUAGAGCAGUGGAACGUUCUGAAGUGUAUCAUGUAGUUAUUUUCCCAUGUGAUAAUUCAUUUUCUGUUGUUAAAUCAAAACAAUGUUCACCAGCUGAGCAAGAUGGUUUUGUUUUGGUACAAUCUGGCCAUAAAAAAUAUAUGGGAUUUAUUUUUGAGACGGCAACAACAACCACCACUGCGGCCUCUAUUAAUUCGAAUAACUCGCCUUCAUCACCGUCAAUUAGAGAAACAAGUUUAGUUACCAAAAAAAAAUCGUCAUCAGCGAAUUCGUCAUCAAAUUUUAAUUGUCGUAUAAGACCUACGAUUGAUUCAUCACCUUCUCCACCGCAAAACAAAAAGAAAAAAAAAUCAAAAAAGAUUCAAGAAGAUAAUAUAUCUUCCUCAGAUAUUGAAUCUGAUAACGAAGAUUUUAUACGAACAAAUGAAAUAAUUAAAACUCCUACAUUCAAUGGUCGACGUAUUACUACUUUAACUACAACAGCUUCUAUAAUCAACGUUCCAAGCAGCAUAUUUACAUCAACUGAUGGUGUGUCAAGUAUUGAUUUAAUGAAAAUUCCAGCCACUAGAGACAAAGCUAAUCUUUAUGUUACAAAUCUCAUUGAAAUACUUUAUACUAUAGAUGAACUAGUGGCAUUAAAACCAGAAGAAACACAUAACGACUAUCGAUAUCAAUUGAUACGAGAAUCCGUUCGUUGUAAGUUUAAAUUAACAAAUGAUCAAUUAGAUCAAUUAUUUAAUGAUUGGCUUCGUGAAGUUUUUCUUGCAAAACGAAGAGUAGCAGUGAGAAAGCUUAAAAUGUCGAUGAACAAUGAAUAG
Rotaria sp. Silwood2 is the source of this 861-nucleotide messenger RNA. The record is from the annotation of a GenBank genome assembly. Lineage: Eukaryota; Metazoa; Rotifera; Eurotatoria; Philodinida; Philodinidae.